Molecule: messenger RNA, 2847 nt
Organism: Chanos chanos (milkfish)
Lineage: Eukaryota; Metazoa; Chordata; Actinopteri; Gonorynchiformes; Chanidae
Product: mitogen-activated protein kinase kinase kinase 12-like
Exons: 13
Coding region: 1-2847 (948 amino acids)
Biological process (GO): protein autophosphorylation; JNK cascade
Cellular component (GO): cytoplasm
Molecular function (GO): MAP kinase kinase kinase activity; ATP binding
Source: RefSeq, a predicted model, not a curated record
AUGGCCUGCAUCCAUGAGACUCGCGCCCCAUCUCCCUCCCUCUCCGGCUUCAGCACGCCCAUUUCUGAUCCGCCGUUCCGCCGGCUUGAUGCUGAGACACCCGCUUGCACCCCAGAGACUGACCUGACCCCCACCCAAUGCGUCCUGAGAAACGUCAUUUCCAUCGACACCGGUGGUGCUUUGGAGCCUGGGGAGGGUGGAGGAGGGGGCGGAAGUGGCCACAGUCCCACUCCCAGUGAGGAUCCUCAGGAACACUUUGCCAAUAGUGUGUUGAAGUUACAUGAGAAUGAGGGCAGCCCAGGAGGAGCAGAGGGGCAGAGCCCAGAAGAGGGUGCAGUAAGGAGCCAGGCAGACAACACUCGGCUCCAGUGUCAGUUAGGGGGAGGCGGAGGUUUCCUGGAAGGCCUGUUCGGGUGCCUUAAACCCGUAUGGACUAUGAUUGGCAAGGCCUACUCUACAGAGCACAAAAACAAUAAUGAAGAGGAGUGGGAGGUUCCGUUUGAGGAGAUAUCGGACCUGCAGUGGGUCGGUAGUGGUGCUCAAGGUGCUGUCUUCCUCGGGAAGUUCCACGGCGAGGAGGUGGCGGUGAAAAAAGUGAGAAACAUUAAGGAGACGGACAUCAAACACCUGCGCAAGCUCAAACAUCCAAACAUCAUCACCUUCAAGGGCAUUUGUACCCAGGCUCCUUGCUACUGCAUUAUAAUGGAGUACUGUGCCCAGGGUCAGCUGUAUGAGGUCUUGCGCGCUGGCAGGAAGAUCACCCCAUCCUUGCUAAUGGACUGGUCCAUGGGCAUCGCUGGGGGAAUGAACUACCUCCACCUCCACAAGAUUAUUCACAGAGACCUCAAAUCUCCCAACAUGCUGAUCACGUAUGAUGAUCUGGUGAAGAUCUCUGACUUUGGCACCUCCAAGGAGCUGAAUGAUAAAAGCACCAAGAUGUCUUUUGCUGGUACGGUGGCCUGGAUGGCUCCAGAAGUCAUUCGAAAUGAACCUGUAUCAGAAAAGGUGGAUAUCUGGUCUUUCGGGGUGGUGCUGUGGGAGAUGUUGACAGGGGAGGUGCCGUAUAAAGACGUGGACUCAUCUGCCAUCAUCUGGGGGGUGGGAAACAACAGCCUGCAGCUGCCCGUCCCAGACAGCUGCCCCGACGGCUUCAAAAUCCUGCUCCGUCAGUGCUGGAACUUCAAGCCAAGAAACAGACCUUCUUUCCGGCAAAUUCUGCUCCAUUUGGACAUAGCCUCGGCCGACGUGCUGUCCACCCCACAGGAGACUUACUUUAAAUCUCAGGCAGAGUGGAGGGAGGAGGUGAAGCAGCACUUUGAGAAAAUCAAGUCUGAGGGAACCUGUCUACAUCGGCUGGAUGAGGAGCUGAUCCUGAGACGCAGGGAGGAGCUCAGGCAUGCUCUGGACAUUCGUGAGCACUAUGAGAGAAAGCUGGAGAGAGCCAAUAACCUGUACAUGGAGCUCAAUGCUGUCAUGCUUCAGCUGGAACUGAAAGAGAAAGAAUUGCUCAGGCGGGAACAGUCCCUGGAUAAAAAAUACUCAGGUCUGUUCAAACACCACGGCUCCAGACAAGGAGGCUCCUCCAAUUCUAUGGAGAAACUCAUCAACAAACGCAAUGUACCUCAGAAACUCCCAGCACACAGCAAGAGACCUGACCUGCUGAAGUCUGAGGUCAUCCUACCCAAACUGGACUCCUCAAAGACCCAGGUCACCAUCCCCACCACCAAGGGCUCCACCUCUCCGGGCCGGUCACGCCGAGGGAAACCCCGCUACCGUAAGGCCGGGAAGGGUAGCAGCGGGGAUCUGGCAACCCUCAAGGCUACUUUAUCCAGCUCUCUCCGUGACAACUCCUCAAUAAUUACCACCAAAAUCACCUCCAACACCACCUCCACGUCAACCAGCACCACCGCCACAAACCAUUCUGGCAGGCAACACCUGGACCCCAGUGCAGCUCUGAAGGGACUCCAGUACGAUCUGCUCCUGAAGAAGAUGUCCUCUUCCAGCCCAGACCUCAUCUCCACCACCCUGGAGGUGGAGGGACACCGCAGGGCACAGACCCCCAACCUGGAGAGAGGGGGGAGCCUGAGUGCCUCAGCCACGCUGGGAGGGGUCGGCGGGGCAGAGCGGACGGGCAACGCGGGCGGGACAGACGAUUUGACGGAAGCGCUCCCACGCAGCGACACGCCCAGCGAAGACGUGCCGUCUGUCCCUUUUUCCAGCAGCCCUGACUCGCCCUGCGGGAGAGGGGCCGCUGCCGGGAGAGGGUUGGGGUCGUCACGGCUACCGCAGGACGGAGAGGAGAAAGACGAGGGUGGGGGCGUGAUGCGAUCGCCCAGGACCGGUCAGCACCUCACGCCCGCAGCCAUCCUUUACCGGGCGGCGGUCACACGCAGUCAGAGACGAGGAGUGUCUUCAGAAGAAGAAGAGGGCGAAGUGGAUAGUGAAGUGGAGUUGCCACGGCGACGUCGGCCAGUCAGCAUGAGCAAAUGCCAGUCCAUUUCCACCUUCAGCUCAGAAAACCUGUCCGUAUCCGACGGAGAGGAGGGCAACACCACCGACCACUCCCACAGCGGCACGCCUGACGUGGUCAGUACCAACACGGACGAGAGGCUGGACUACAAGAGCGACGACCUGCUCUCCCAGGGCUCAGAGAUCCCGGCCGAUCCCACAGAUCCGGUCCAGGGUUCUGACGGCCUGUCGGAAAAAGAGGCCAUUCUCCAACAGGUCAAGAGUCUGCUUAACACAGAGCCCAACUAUGAGGCCCUUUACGAUGAUUCAGACUGCGACAGCGCCGAACUGGACCACUCGGGCAGCGCUGACCCGAGCCGACCGGCCAGCAACUGGUGA